GCUGUUUUAUGUGUAUUAAAGCUCAAAUGACCGUUGUACAGAGAAAUUUUCCGCCGAAAAAGAAACCUCGAAACCAACUUUCUUAGAUGAAGAAGCUUUUUAGAAGCAGCUAUAAUGAAUUUAUGUACACUGCUCUCAAAAUCCAUUUCCAGAACUUUGGCUUCCCUCUCGUAACCAAUUCAUAUGUUCACAACUUUACCAGAACCCUACAUUCCAAUUCAAAGUUUGAUGUCGUUCUUAAUGAGCUCGCUGAGCUCCAUCCUCCAAAACCCAGUUCCCACGCUGCCCAAUCACCGUCGGGAAUGGAUGUGCCCUUUGAUCAUGAGAGACCCACGAAGCGGAAUGAAUCAGCGGUUCAGAUUUCACAUCCGUGGCAGGAGUGGGUGGAUUUGAUGGAAUGCUUGUUGAGGAGAGGCUAUUUCGAUGGAGAUGGAAACCCUUUUGAAAAUGGCCAAUUGGGUUCCAAAGAAGCCAAUAGUAUCCGCACUGCGUGCCUUAAUUUUGCUAGGGAUCGCUUUAGUCUUAUAAGGUAUUUCUCAAGGAAAGAUAUUCAGGUCAUAGUAGGAUGUGGAUGCCCAAGCCUAGAUAGGAAAGUUGUCAAUUCUGGGAAGCGCUUAAGAGCUCAUGUGGGCAUUGAUGAAGGAAAUGUUUGCAGCUCAUGCAAUUUGAGAGGAAGCUGUGAUAGGGCUUAUGUGAAGGCACGUGAAGAUCAAGGUGGGAGGACCGUGGAUGUGAUGCGCAUUUUAUUGACAUACGGUCUGGACUCAAUCACCAGUUCUGUAGAGAACAAGCCAUGUCAAAACAAAUCAGUUAAAGAAUCAGUUCGAGCACUGCUGAAAGAAAUGGUUGAUUAUGGCAGCAAAGAUCAACAAGCUGACAUGCCGAAUACAGCGCCCUCAAGAGGGGAUGCUUCACUGCAUGAUCAUUCAAGUACACAAGGACACAUAAAAGUUCCAAUGAAGCCAGGCGAUUGGCUUUGUCCCAAAUGCAACUUCCUAAAUUUUGCAAGAAAUAUUAAGUGCUUACGUUGUGAUGGUUUAUUCGAAGAAAGACUGAGGCAACUGCGGGAGGAUCAGGAUCAUCUGCCAUUAAAGAAGGGAGAUUGGAUAUGUGAAAGAUGCAACUUCUUGAAUUUUGCAAAGAAUACAAGAUGUCUGCAAUGCAAAGAGAAUCCCCCAAAACGACAUCUCAAUCCCGGGGAAUGGGAAUGUGAAUCGUGCAACUAUAUUAACUUUAGACGCAAUAUGGUGUGCUUGAAAUGUGACCACAAACGGCCAAAGGUGCCAAAUGCUUCAGGUACAUGCACUGGUGAAUUUGAAGGCAGCAUUGGUAAAUCCACAAGGCGAGACAGAAAGCAAAGUAAAGAUUCAGAUAGAUGGAGGUUUGUACAUGAAGAUAAUGAAGAUGAAGAAUGCUUAGAUUCAAGGACAGAGAAUUCCAAGUUCAUUGAUUUUCCCAUUACUAGAAGUAGGACUACUUGGUCACUUAACACAGGGAAAUGCGAGUCGACAUUGGAGAUGGAAGCAAAGAACAAAAGUCUGUCAACAGUAAUGCAAAAUGAUGGAUCUAAAUGCACUGACAGUCAGAGAAAGUUGGAAUUGCUUGAAUGUUCCGAUGAUGAAGAGAUGUCUGGGUGGUUUCGGCGUCGAUAGAAGGUCCCUCUUAAAGGUUAAUUUCUUCAUACCUGCAUCUAAAAGUGGUUGACAUGAUCUAGAUGAAUGCUCUAUUUCCCAAAAGCCUAGUUCUGAAAUUGAUUGGUUUAUUAAAAUGUCAAUUGUUUCUAAUUGUUAAUUACCAUUCAAAGAUAAGAAUCAUGUUUCUAACUAA
Molecule: messenger RNA, 1827 nt
Organism: Gossypium raimondii (Peruvian cotton)
Lineage: Eukaryota; Viridiplantae; Streptophyta; Magnoliopsida; Malvales; Malvaceae
Product: zinc finger protein VAR3, chloroplastic
Exons: 6
Coding region: 87-1652 (521 amino acids)
Cellular component (GO): cytoplasm
Molecular function (GO): mRNA binding
Source: RefSeq, a predicted model, not a curated record